AAUAGCUGUCAAAUCCGGAAUUCUGUCCAAGUAAGACUUAUUGUGUCUAAGAUGUCAAUCUAUUGCCCAAAGUUAGGUAGCGGUUUAUGUAUGCGGUAACGAAUUCAUGCACAUGCACUUCUAUCUGUUUACAUGUUGCAUCAAAUUAACGGAUAUGACGAGUCGAUGUGUUUGAAGUCAAGCUGUGCAUUUCAAUAGAUUUCUUUGAAGAAAGACGCAAAGUCGAUACACAUCUGCAGCUCAAUAUGGACUUCUAAGGAUUUUGACUUUAUUCUCGACGUUUGAUAGGGACCAAGUUCUAACGUAUCACAACCAUUUCAAACAAACGGGAGAAAAAAGCGUGUGCUUAUACAUAUUUUUUUGAAAAGUGAAUGUUUAUUUUUAAAAGACGUAUCGUAAAAUUUGUAAGGAAUUAAGCAUGCAAAUUUAAAUAUACCAGGUCUGUGAACGUUUCCUUCGCACAAUACGAACGUCAGCAGUUAAUCAUUUCUAUAGUAGUCGUAAUGAUAAACUUUAUUACCUACUCGUUCAGAUUUUAAAAGAAGUUUGCUUUACAGUAAGCCGCUCUCCUAUCAAACCCCCUGCCUUAUCUAGAGAGCUUUUGUACCUUUAUUUGUCCUUCCAAGCGACUUCUUAAUUCGUGGUGCGGGAAAAACUUACUGUUUUAUGGAAAGAGCAGGAUCUUGGCUACACUUAUCGACAGUAUUCACUCUCGGAUUGUAAUUCUUUGUAUGCAGGUAGGGGCCUGAUUUGCAGAUUUUAUACAUGAAGAGUUCGGAGAUGCAUUCCUAUUCAGUCCAGUGAGCGUUAUAGCAACGAACGGGAACCACGCGUUUGAACACGUUCGUGCAGCUCCUGCAAAAAGCCCCGUAAAAGCUCAGAUGGAAGUGGAUAGUGACCUUCAGUGUCCAAUCUGCUUGGAACUGUUUUCCUAUCCUAUCAUCCUACCCUGUUCACAUGUGUUGUGUAGAUCUCCGUGUGCAGAGCACCUGUUUGAUUUUAACUUCAUUCGGUGUCCGGUGUGUCGGGAUAACUGCUACGUAAGUGGAGGAAUAGGUAGUUUACCAAGGGUCAUCGCUUUGGAAAACAUCAUUGAACGUUACAAAGCGGACAGAACCUCGCGGGAAAAUACCAAUGAUCGAAACAAAAGCGCAGACUCUUCUUUCCUAGAUGCGUCUCUCUCUAGUCAGUCAGAUGUCGAGAAGGAUUCUUCGAUCCUUUGCAACCUUUGUAAUUCUGUGUCAAAGAAAAAAGCCAAAAAAUCUUGCCUUGAUUGCAACGUAUCCUACUGCUCCAACUGCCUACUCCUAACCCACCAGAAGAAGGAUCCAUUCAACACUCACGAGCUGGUGUCGCCACGAGAUGAUGUUAGUCAUUCAGUCACUGGUCUAUGCUCUAAGCAUUCCGACCAGUUGUCUUUGUUUUGCAAAGAUUGCGGCGUUCCCACCUGCACCCUGUGUAAAGAUUCUAGUCUCCAUAAAGACCACUUCAUGAUUACCAUCGAAAGCGCCUAUACCGAUAUUAAGGCUUCGAUUGACAAAAAUCUUCAAAAGUUAGGCGUCAGUCAAGAGAAAGUUACAUCAUCCUUACAACACCAGAGAGAUAAUUUAAAAGAAAUGCAACAAAAGAUAGAUAGAAAACGGAGCGAAAUCAAUGCGCAAUGUGAUCAGCUUUUGGCCGAGAUUGAGAACAAGAGAAGCUUCUUUCUGGCGGACCUGGAGUAUGAAGAACGCAUCAGACAGAAUGAGCAGGAGGAAUUGAUCAAAGUAAUGGAGCGGAUCCUUGGCUCCUCACAAGCGUUGUAUAGUUACACGUCGGAGGUGCUGAACGAAGAUGUCAGUGAAUUUCUGGAGGUGGCGAAUACUUUAAGCGAAAAAUUAGUAAAAGCUACCGCCGAUUGUGAGACGGCUCAGUUUCAGCCCUCAGAUUGUGACGUACUGCCGGGCAAGCUUGUAGACUUCAGAAAGGAAAGGAAUGUCAUCAGAGAAAUGAAUUAUUUACUUGCCCCCGAAACACCGAGUAUUGACGUCACACGCUGUUCCCGGAGCGAAGACACGGUCGUUUUAGUGCUGUCCCCUCCUAGAAAUCUUCAUGACGUCAUAGACCAGUAUGAAAUUCACUAUUGUUCAGAGGAGCAGAAAAGUCUUGAAAUCGAGGAUACAUUGAUAGUAAAAAAUGUUCCAGAGGACAGGCUCCUUGGGAAAAUCGUGCCGAACUGUUCUGGAGUGGUCGUUGUGCUAGUGGAGAACCUGUGCAAGUCUACAACGUACUAUUUCUGUGUCAGUGCCAGCAACCAAUCGGGGAGAAGCGCCAACUCUGAAGUAGUCCAGUGUACCACACUUCUACCGGGAGAAAGUGUUAUACCAGCACCUGUCAUUGUGGAAAGUCUCUGUCGACCUUUCGCGACUUCGGUACAGAUCUAUAGCUCAAGUCCACAAGAUGUCGCUGCUGAACAACACAUAUCCCAUUUCUUGCUGUAUCGUCCCCGCGGUCAGAGUCGGGCCUGGAAGACGCUAUCGUUGUAUGGAAGACAAGACCACCGAGUGUUUGGUUUGAUAGCCAGUACAGACUAUGAAUUUGUCAUCCUUGGUUGCAACCAGAGAGGUGAAUGCCAAGUGUCAAACAGAGUGGUCAUUCACACUGAACAAUCUUAAUUCAUUUUUAAUCAAAGAUCAUAUGACUAUUUAGUAUGCUAUUUAUUUAGUAUCAGAUUUUAUUUAAAGGUAACUGUCAAAUUGCGACAGUUUGCACACCAAGAGUACAUGUAUUUAUUAACGUUUUCUCAGCUGAGCACUGCGUAGACUGUGAUAUUGAACAUACUGUUAUGUUGUUAAGUCAGUAUUCAACAGUGAAUCGAGUUUAUUGUGAUGUUAAAUUUAUUGUUGACAGAGUUAUCGGAUAUUUUGCUAGUUCUGGUAUCUAUUUUUGUUGAUUUGCUUUUACAUUGUGUUUAUUUUGUUGAAGCCAAGGACCGACAAGUCCUUUCCACACGAUGCUCUAAAAGGCGUUAUUUGCUAGUCAGAUUGUGGUGUAUGUCUCCAAGGUUGCCAUAAAGUGCGUUAAUACACUAUAGUUGAAAUAAAUAAACAAAACAAACACUUUCAAGAAGAACAGAAAAAGAAUGACCUAACCUUACGUAUUUAAGAGAGGUUCCGUAUUGUAAAUAUUGUAAUUGUUGAUAAGUUUCCUGUUCCCCAGAAUACAGAUAGACGUGUAAUACUACUUCAAUAAAGUUAGUAUAAACCUCAAUUUGAUUUUUAAAAGAUUAUCAACAAAAAACCUCUCAUCAAGUGAAUCUAUGUUUUAGUUUUUAUGGAAUUUGUAAUGACGUCAGAAGAUAAUUGCCCAACACUAGCUCCUCUGUACAACAUCAGUUCACGCGCACACAAACAUUGCUUUACAUCUCACUUGGUCAUGAACGUGUGAUUCACAGUAUUGAAUUUCGUCACAUCAGCUGCUGAAAUUAGAUUAAAUUAUAAAGCGAUUUCAAACUUUGUUUAUUUUUAUUUAAGUCAUGUGAGAUGACAGAGCUCUAUCUACAACAGUCUUCAGUAGACGUUCAUGUACUCUAUGCAAAUGAUUAAAACCGAACAAAUGCUAUUCAAUAAUGUUGUGACUAGUCAUAACACCAAAUUUUAUUUUUAAAUAAACAUUUUUGGGAAAACAGCACUUUAUUUAAUUUUGCUAGGAGUGUCAAAAGUAAUCGUGCGGGAUCGAAUCUUUUCGUUGCAUUUUUCGAACGGUAGUCAAUAUUGGAACACAUCCUUGGAACAGGAUUUUAUAUUAAUUAUAUAUUUUAAUUUUCUCUCAUUAUUUACAUUCUCCUGCGUUGACCAUCAAUUAUACAACUGUAUGUAGGCAAAGGGGCAAACUUUAUUUCAUUCAUUUCAACCAAUCUCCAAAUUGCUUUCAAAUCGACAAUCCCGAUGUUCUUACCGUUAAUUGAACCCGAUAUAAAAUCCAACCUUGUCGAUAUAAUAAAAAUUACAUAAUCAAACGUGGAUUGGGGUGUUUUGGGACAUCUGUCGAUAUUAAUGUGGAUUAAAGUACAUUAUAAUAAGUUGCAAUUUACGGGCGCACAAAAACUUGCGCUAGUUUAGCACAAAGACCAUGCAUUAAAUUAAGCAAGAAAAAUAUGAAUCAAAUCUGAGGAUCAGGAUUUUUUCCUCAAUGCUCACAUAACUAAUAUGUGAGUUAUAUAUUUCCUUUUUAUACCAAAAACCCUGAAAAUUCCCAUCAUAAUGAUGUAUAAGCUUUAAGCGUGGAUGAUUCUUUUUGAGAUUGCUUCUGCCUUGGGUGGGAGGGGGAAGUUCAUGGUAUAAAAACAUAAAAACUCAAAUUUAUAUCACUUGAAAGUUCAAACGCUGGUUUACUAAUUAAAACAACAUGACCGAAAGUGUCACAUGAAAGCAUCUCUGUUUGUCUGUUCGUUUGGUUAUAUCUUUAACAAACUAUAUUGCGUAAUUAAUCUGAAAGAAAAGACUUCAACUUAAGUACACAUUGCAGCUUGUAAAUUUAAAAAUUGAAAUAAUUUAAAAUCUAUAACCAGAUUGCUACAGUUAAGUUCAGAAAUCUUCAAUUCAAAACAUUUAAUGUAACACAUAAUUAUGCAAAUUAAUUUGUAAACCAUGGCAGGAUUUUUAAAUUAAGUUACUGUAAACAUGUAAUACAGAUGUAGCUUAAUUGCUUCAACAAAGCUUCCAAAAAUUUAACUGUCAACAUUGUAUUGUAAUAAAAUAGUUCUUUCAUG
Magallana angulata is the source of this 4750-nucleotide messenger RNA. RefSeq names its product E3 ubiquitin-protein ligase Midline-1-like. Gene Ontology annotation, cellular component: chromatin; nucleoplasm. The coding region runs from base 882 to 2654 and encodes 590 amino acids. NCBI's taxonomy places the organism in Eukaryota, Metazoa, Mollusca, Bivalvia, Ostreida, Ostreidae. Gene Ontology annotation, biological process: positive regulation of DNA-templated transcription. Gene Ontology annotation, molecular function: ubiquitin-protein transferase activity; zinc ion binding; protein binding. The record is from RefSeq and is a predicted model, not a curated record. The transcript has 9 exons.